Molecule: messenger RNA, 1629 nt
Organism: Gaeumannomyces tritici R3-111a-1
Lineage: Eukaryota; Fungi; Ascomycota; Sordariomycetes; Magnaporthales; Magnaporthaceae
Exons: 6
Coding region: 1-1629 (542 amino acids)
Molecular function (GO): iron ion binding; oxidoreductase activity, acting on paired donors, with incorporation or reduction of molecular oxygen; monooxygenase activity
Source: RefSeq, a predicted model, not a curated record
AUGUCGAGGAUAUACCAUCUCGACACAGUCGUGCCCUUGGCGCUGUCCGGGGCGACCGUGCUCGCCCUCCUCGGAACCGCGCUCCUGCUCGUGCUGGCGCUCUGGACCUACUCGUCGUGGAGUAGGCUUCGACAUAUACCUGGCCCGCCCAGUGCCGGCCUGAGCAAGUGGUGGAUGUUUCGCAGCUCCAUCAGCGGCAACAUGCACCUCGCGCUGAAGGACGUGGUCGACAAGUAUGGCAAGUACCAACCGAAGCCCGGUCGAUUCCGCAGUAUCCAGGGCAGCAGUGCCGGCAGGCUCCCCGUCCCGGGCGCCUGGGAUCCCAUGCAAAGCCGGCGCGACGCAGGACCCCUCGCACGUAUCGGACCCAACACGUUGGUGACCAAUGACCCGGAUGUCCUGCGAAAGCUGUGGGCCGUGCGCUCGCCGUACAAGAAGGGGCCAUUCUAUCAAGCCGUUCGCUUUAACCCCGAUCGGGACAACUUGAUAUCGAUGCGGGACGACGAUGAGCACCGCGUCCUCCGUUCAAAGAUGGCAGCCGGUUAUGCCGGCAAGGACGUCGAUAGCCUCGAGGCCGUCAUUGACAAGGGCAUCAGUGCCUUUAUCCGCCUUGUAGAGCGUCGGUACGUCUCGGAACCAGGCAGCUUUCGGCCGAUGGACCUAGCGCGCAAGGUGCAAUAUGCGGCCCUCGACAUCAUCGGCCUUCUCUCUCUCGGCGAGCGUUUCGGCUUUACCGACGAGGACACCGACGUUCACCAGUACAUCAAGAUCCUCGAGGAGAGCAUGCCCGUCAUGAUCACCUUGACCGUCUUCCCAACCCUGGCCAAGGUGCUACAGUCCAGGCUCUGCCGACGACUGAUGCCGUCAGAGCGCGACAAGAUCGGGCUUGGUGUUUUCAUCGGAGUGGCCAAGCAGAUUGUGACCGACAGACUUGCUUCCGGCAACCCUUGCCGCGGCGACAUGCUCGGCUCGUUCCUUGCGCAUGGCCUCACGCGCGAGGAGGCAGAGGGCGAGAUGCUCCUACAGAUCGUGGCCGGGUCCGACACGACGGCCACGGCGGUGCGAACGACGAUGCUAUACAUGCUCAGCUCGCCCAACGUGUACGGACGGCUCACAGCCGAGCUGCCGCAGCAACCACCCUGCUCAUCGCCACCGGCAACCAACGCCGAGUGCUUGGCGUUGCCGUACCUGCAGGCGGUCAUCAAGGAGGGCAUGCGCAUGCACCCGCCCGUGGCGGGGCUCAUGGGGGUCAUGGUGCCGCCGGGCGGCGACGUGCUGUGCGGGCUCGGCGUGCCCGGGGGCACCGAGGUUGGCUGGUCGGUCUUUGCGCUGCAGCGGCGCGAGGACGUCUACGGGGACGAUGCGGGCUGCUUCCGGCCCGAGCGCUGGCUCGAGGCCGACGGGGGCCGGCUGAGGGCCAUGGAGGCCACGUGGGACCUCAUCUUCAAGUACGGCAAGUGGCAGUGCCUCGGCAAGCCCGUCGCCCUGAUCGAGAUCAACAAGUUAUUCGUCGAGUUGCUUCGCAGGUACGACUUUGCCCUUGUCGACGCUGCGCAGCCCAUGAAGUCGGCCAACGCCGGCAUCUUUCUCCAGUCUGGCCUGAUAGUCAAGAUCACCCGCGCGCAGUGA